UAAUAUAAUGUGAGUGACAAGUGCAAUUUUAAUAUCAAACUUUUACAAAUUCAGCGAAAUCCAGCGUUGAAACCUUGAUUUGUUAUUUUUCUCAUUGGAUCGUGUACAACGAAGAACAAAACUGAAGUAACAUAAACUUAAAAUGCCGGCUAUUAUUAUAUUUCGGAGGUUUCCAAUGCCCAGUAUAUCUGUAUACUCCACUGCCAGUUUCAUACUGUUAAGUCUCUCAAUUUUAUGGGCUCAUACAACUAUACUGGAAGAAAGAGAGAACUUUUUGCAUCCCAAGCCAAUUGUAGCUGCGAAUCCAGAAACCAGGAAUGGGGAAAACAGUAUUGAAAAUAUUAAGAAACCAGAAGUAGUUUUAGAAGCAGAAGUACCUGGAAACGAAGCCGUAGAAUCUGAUUGUGAGUUGCGGGAUUUUUUUUAUUUCUCAGUCUGCAGAAUAUGGCAGUUGCUGACAAGAUCUUGGGCGUGCAAAAAGAAUAAAGAUGUGAAUGUAUGGACUUAUCCCACACAAGAUCCAAACGCUUCCCAACCUCCAACUUCUUCUGUUACUCUGUCAGUGAAGAGAAAAGUUCAUGAAGAUGAACAACCUUAUAUCGGAACAGAAAUUGCAAUGGCAAUUGAAAAUGGGGAAUAUAGUCAUGCAUAUGGUGUAUUUACUCUCAUGCUGGAUGAACCAGUUUGCCUGGUGCUUGCGGUCAAUGCAACAUACUGUCUACUUGCAAUAAUUGUACAAAUUAUUCAAAAACUUGUCUUCGGAAAGUUAAGGGCUAUUGAGCGGCAACAUAUGAGGGACAAAUUCUGGAAUUUUGUUUUCUACAAAUUCAUCUUUAUUUUCGGAGUAAUGAACGUUCAGUCGCUCAACGAGGUCAUAGUGUGGAUAUCGUGGUUCACGGCGAUCGCGUUUCUCCUUCUUCUGACCAAACUCUGCAAGGAUCGAUUUGAAUUUCUCUCUUUUUCACCGAAUACUCCCAUGUAUUAUCACUGGAAGGUUCUUGGUCUGAUGGGAUUUAUUAUAUCAUGCUGCUUACUACUGACAGUGUCAUGCGUUACCAAAUCGUUUAUGUUUCAAGCCAGUAGUCCAAGUUACAGUGACAUACACUCAAUAACCUUCAUGCUUGCCGAGUGCCUUAUCAUAACUGUUAAGUCUUUACAUGUUAUUAUAAGGUACUGCAUUCACUUAUAUGACAUCCAGCAUGAUGAGUUAUGGGAAAGGAAAGCAACUCUCGUCUACCACGUUGAUUUAUCCAUGGAACUACUGUCUCUAUCAAUCAACUUUGUUCACCACCUUCAUAUGCUGUUCUCGGGCAAUAUAUGGCUGUCCAUGGCCAGCUUGGUCAUUUGUAUGCAGCUGAGGUACAUUUUCUCCGAGAUCCAAAAACGGCUUCUUCGUCACAAAAACUACAGACGGGUAGUAGCAAACAUGGAGGCUCAAUUUCCAGAAGCUACAAAAGAAGAAAUUGAAGCCCAGGAAGACCAAUGCGCGAUUUGUUGGGAACAAAUGGAGACCGCCCGAAAGUUACCUUGUGGACAUUUCUUCCAUUCACCAUGCUUACGCUCAUGGCUUGAACAAGACACAACGUGUCCUACAUGCAGAAAGCAGUUGGACAUCAGAAACACAAACCGAAGGAAUGUUCCGGUCAUGUUGGGCCCUGAUGUGCUUAAUGAUACAGCCCCUAACCCUGCUGCUGGUGCUCGCAACCAAGCACCAGGGGUGGUUCAGCACCGGAACCAUUUCUGGCACUUUGAUGGUUCAAGGUUCGCUACAUGGCUGCCAAGUUUUUCUGUUGAGGUCAUGAGGUCAGCGCAUGGGGCACAAGCCAUGGUAACCACGACAACAGGAUUACCAGCCAACCAACAGCCCUCCAAUUCACAACUUGAUACAAUGGUUCGUGAGGUUCAAGAUAUUUUUCCACAGAUCCCAGCUCAAGUAAUCCGAAAUGAUCUGCAACUAACCGGUUCCGUUGAAACCACCACAGAUCACAUAUUGGAAGGUCAGGUGACCAUUCCGACCAAUCCAAGGCUCCCAACAGCGCCACCGGUGGCAACACCUGACGACGAACACUCAACAUUUCAAAUACAGACACCACCAUCAGAAACAGCACCCGGCACUUUCUUGCGUCGACGUCUCGUUCCAAGUUCUACGUCACCAACUACACAACCAACAACUUCUACACCGUCUACUUCAUUUCAAGGAUUUGCAACUCAAGACGCAGCAUCUACUUCCGCAUCAUCUGCUCCCCCAUCCUCCCCUACAGUGGUCGGAGGACGCUUUUCCAAGGCUCCUCAGGAGCGUGAGCAAGUCCUACAGACCCGACGGGACGAAUUAAUCCGUCAAGCGCGUCUCAAAUAUCUUAGUAACAAAAAAGUCGACAAACCAGCAGGGUCUACCGCCGCUAACGAGUUCCCGCUGGCGAAAUUUAACACUAACUCAACACAAGUAGAUACAGAAGAGCCUACAAGCGCGAGUCAAAUACUAGAAGAUGAGCUGCAGCUGACCAGCGGUUUCGGCCGCUCCAUCACGCCACCAAGCGGCACUGCGAUGGAGGGAUUGCAGCGCGUUCAAGGUCGUGUUGAAGAUAACAUUACGGACGAUGAAAUGUCAGAAGAAUCGCUCGGUUAAGUAGCUCAACUUUGCCGAAAUCCUGAUUUACGCGUUUCGUGUUUAAUUUGCAAUGAGAGUUACGAAGUGACGCUUUCCAAAGUUAUUUCCAAAGUGACGCCUUCCAAAUUUAAAACGGCUUUACUGAAUGUACCUUAACAUGAGUUCAAGCCUGCGUGGACUGUUGUACAUACAGCCCUGGUAAUUCUCGCUAAUUCGAGCCAUAGCGGGGUAAAUGACGGUUUAAGUUUACAAUUUACUGAACAGCCCCAUAUAAUACUUCAGCUGGCCCAAGGUGUUGCCCAAUCCAUAACUGCGCAUAAUUGUAGACUGAACUAUUUCCUAUUUUGGCAACACUAUUUUACGUUAAACAUAUUCGCGUACAGGACUCGUGCGGAGUACGUUGCCUUUUUUGUACAUUACUUUAUUUAAGAGAUAUAUCAUUGUGUUGUAGUUAUUUUGCGGCCGUCUCGAUUUAAUUGCUAACAUUUAGGGCAUAUGCACAUGUACAGUAGAGUGAACAAAGAUGGGACACCUUUUCAUUCUUUUUUUUGCGACCCAUGCGGUAGUAAACAAAGAACGUUCAAAGAAUUAUUAAGCCAUGUGCUUACGAUUCUCAUUGACCGUUGUUAUAUGUUUAAAACACGAUCAGGAUAUUUGGAUAUCGCGUGCUAAAGGUGUCCCAUCUUAUCCCACAGUUCUACACAUAAAAACGUUUUCUUUUUUUCGGUAACGGUUCGACGAAUUGUUCAUUUUUUCCCUGUUACAGCAAAACAGGUUGUCUAAUACAUUCAGAAUUGCUUACAAUAUUUAUAGUGUUUAAUUUAACAUCCAAAAUGUGUAGCUGCUAUAGAUUCUUAUUACAUUUUCGAACAUUUGAAAACUCUUGGCAAAUGUUAGUCGUUUCUUAUAAAUUUGUUUAUCCAAUCA
Messenger RNA from Ciona intestinalis (vase tunicate), 3535 nucleotides. Lineage: Eukaryota; Metazoa; Chordata; Ascidiacea; Phlebobranchia; Cionidae. The record is from RefSeq and is a predicted model, not a curated record.